AUGAAUCAAAAAGGAACAAAAAAAGUUUAUCAAAUCAUAACUAAACAAUGUUUAAAAAGUAUUCAAGAAAGAUUAUUUAUGGAUAGUGACAGCGUUGAACAGUUCAUCACACAAGAAUCGUUAAGUAAGUUUACCGAUGGUCAAUUAAAUUUUAUUAUAGGAAGCAUUAAAGAAAGUCAAAAAGAUGGAAUUUUUGAACAUUGUUUUGACUUUCCUGAGUUUUAUAAACCCAGAGAUAAAUUUAUCGCUGAAGUUGUUGAUAUGUUAAAUGCUGAAAUUGAAGUACUCUCUAAAAGACCAAGUCUCUCUGAAAAAAAAACUAAUUUCAAUUUUAAUGAACCAAAAUAUAAUUUUUUAUCACAAAAUAGUGUUCCAAUAAGAACAAAUAAAGAAGAAAAUUCUAUAUUAAUUACUGGUGAUGAAGAAACUGUUAUUAACUUAGUUGAAAACGAUAUUGUUAACGAAACAGGGAGAAAAAUAAAUACAAAAAGUGAAACCGGUGAUAGUGAAAGGACAGUAAUUGAACCUACUGAAGAAAAAGAAGAUAAAAAACCAAAACAAUUUCCUGAAAAGAAAAGACAAAAGAAAAGUAACACAGUAGAUCCAAUUAUUGAAGAAAUUCAACACUAUUAUUAUCGUAGAAGAAGAUUAACUCGUCCAAUAAAAGAAGUAAAGAUAGAUAAUGAAGAGCCUUUAAAAACACCACAACUUUCUCAUAAAAGAAAAAAUUUUAUAUCAUCUCCUAUUUUUCAAGAAGUAAAUAUUAUAAAUACUAACUCCUCUUCAAGUGAAAAAGACCAGUCUGAAACACACUCUGAAUCAAAAGAAAGUUCAGUUCAAAUUGUUGAAGAAGAUAAUAUUCUUCAAACAAAUAAAAAAAAUAAUUCAUUAGCCAAGGAUAGAAAAAGAAAAACAAUUCCAAUAAAAGAAGCACAAGCUUCAUUAAAAGAAGUAAAAAGUUAUAUCAAACAGAAAAAUCUUCAAAAGAAAAUGAAAGAAAUAAAAAAAAAGGAAAAUGAGUCAGACUCUAUUAUUGCUCAUGACAUAAUUAAUAUGGAAAUGGUUAAUGAAGAAGCCAAGGAUUUCGAGUUAACAGAAAGAAUCCCAGAAUUUUGUAAUAAAUUUAAAAUACCAUUCUUAUUUUUUAAAUCACAACAUCCAUUAUAUAAAAUUAAAGAAAUAUAUUCAUUUAGUAAACAUGCAAUAAGAAUCUAUGACCAACCUGAGAGUAAUGAAUAUUAUGUCCGUUUUAUUAAUGAAAAUGGAAGUGAUGUAUUUUUAUAUGACAUUCAUAUUAAUGGAAAUGUAUUUAAUUUUAUAAAACCAAAUCAUUUUGAAAAAGAAUAUGAAACCGCUAACGUUGUUAUCCCUUUGCAUUUACAAUUUGACAAAAAUGGAGUUUGUAACAUUUCUAUUUUUGAUGAUAAUGCUUAUAUUAUCGUAAUGAAAUGUGAAAUUAGAUGUAAAAGAGAUAUCAUUAAUAUGGUUGAUUUUGACUCUCACUUACAAGAGUUAAAAGAAGUUUGUUUAAAGUAUCAAGUACCUUUUGAUGAAAUACAAAUUAAAGAUCAAUAUAAAGACGAUGAUUUUAAUAUCUCAUUUGACGUUCCUUUGACUUGUCCAAUAGGAUUAAAUAGAAUUGAAAACCCUGUAAGAGGAAGAGCUUGUAAACACAUGAUUUGUUGUGAUUUAAAAAAUGUUAUAAGUUGUUGUUUGUACACAAACAUAUGGAACUGCCCUUUUUGUUUAAUGAAGUCUUAUUAUUACGACUUGUUUAUUGAUUCCCGCUUAAAAUAUUAUUUGUCUUUUCUCCCAGAAAAUAUUAAAAAGGUUUCAUUUGUUGGAGAGGAAAUUCAAAUAAAGAAUUCUGAAUUAGAGUCUGAGGAAGAGGUAAGACUUAAUUUGGAAUAA
Molecule: messenger RNA, 1911 nt
Organism: Entamoeba dispar SAW760
Lineage: Eukaryota; Evosea; Mastigamoebida; Endamoebidae
Exons: 2
Coding region: 1-1911 (636 amino acids)
Biological process (GO): protein sumoylation
Molecular function (GO): SUMO ligase activity; zinc ion binding
Source: RefSeq, a predicted model, not a curated record